GACCUAUACAUUAGUUUUGUUUGCAGUUGGUGAACGAUACAGUAUUGUGUAUAUAUUUUGUGGGUAUUAAUGUUCGCGGUUCGCUGAUUAAGCAUAUACCGUGAACAUUUAUGCCCACAAAUUUAAUAUUGCAUGCAUGCUGCAGAAAGGCUGCUAUUCUGUGAAAAUCUUUCUAACGGUUAAUCUGCGAAAAUUGAUAUAUACCCGAAAUAUACCCGCUAACGGUAUGUAAUACUGCAUGGAACCAUCCAUGCAUGUAUGCUGCAUAGCAAACUUCCCACAGGAACCAUAAAUAUCUUAGAAAGAGUCCCUAUAUAAAAGCAAUCUUUUGCAGUUUUGGGUGGAGGUCUCAAAGGUCAGCAUAUUGCAGUCUGGACAAGUGACCUUUUUGAUAUAUGAAGCAAAUGAGUUUCAAGGCAACAAAGUAGAAGUUACAUAAUUUCAUGUACAACUAAUAGCUACAUAAUAAUAUUAUUAUUGUAAAAAUUAAACAAAAAUGUAUACAAAUCACUGAAACUAAUUAUUGAUGUUCGAACAUACAAUGCGCAUGAAAUAAUUAUUAUGGCAUGGGUAUUGGCCAAUCCUGUACUGUAAGGUAGGGUCAUUGAUUUUCCUUAAAAGCAACUCCUACCAGUGCCUGCAUGAGCGCAUGUAAAACUGGAUGUUGAAUUCAAAAUAACAGAGUUCACAAUUUACUGAAACUGCAACUUUGGAAUCAGUAUGGCUGCUGUGAAUGUGAUCAAGCUGACACUGGUUCUUCUUGCUGGUGUAUGUCUUGUACAACAAUUAGCCAAUGGUGCCAGAGAUCAGGAAAGCUUUAAAUGUCUGGCUGAAAAAAUAUCAAGCUUUAGUGAGGCGGCAUUCAAGGUUCGAAAUCAAACAUGCUGCUACGAAGAUGAAACUCUAAUAUCAAACUUUACUGAGACAAUCGAGGAAUGCAGGAAUGUCACAUUAGAGACAAAUGAAACUUCAUUUAUCAACGGUACCAAACUAGACGGCCUUUCCUGUCUGGCUGAAAGGAUACCAAGCAAUAACAAAACAUUCCAGGAUUGCAGGACUCUCGGAAUAAGGGACCAAACACAAUUCUGCAAUAAUGCCACAUGUCUAACGUAUUUCUCAUCAGCCUACGAAUACUGUGACCUAUGCAAUCCAUUUAAGUUAGCAUGCACUGAAACAAACCGAAACUGUUACAAUUGGAGGUAUGAUAACUUGACAUGCUUGUUUAAGGAAGCUGCUAGGGAUGGCUUGAAAGAGUGCCAAAGAAAAAGAUUAGAGGAAGGUAUCGGAGCGUACUGUCUGGAUAAGAGCUGCUAUUUUGUUGAGGAAGCCUACAACAAGUGCGGGUUUGCUUGGUAUGGGUGUAAUCCUGUUCGAGAAACUUGCAAUAAGCAUUUCAAAUCUAGUUCUGUGCUGCGUCAACAAUGCAGCAGUGGAGGAAAACCAGUCACUACAAUAACAGCUGUUAUGAUUCUGGUCAUUUGCUCCGUGCUCAUGAUUUAAGGAUAUGCAUGCCCAAAAUUUGGAAGAACAGUUCAAAAUUACUGUAACAAUAAAAUAUCUUAGCAUUGUGCAUGCAUAAAGAACUAUAGUAUAGACAAUUUAGUCGUUGGCAUACAUAUUUUAAUUACAUAUUUGUACUUUGCUGAACGGGGAGCAUUAAUUUCAUAGUUGAAUGCCUAUAUAUACAAGUUUCCAGGAAGUGCACCAAGUCUUUAUAAUAGUUAGUAAGAAGUUUCUAUGAUUUAGAAGCCCAAAGGGCUGUUUGUAGUAUCCCAGACAUAGUGAGGGUUCUAGCAAUAAAAUAGUUGAUCUCAGAUCCGGAGAUACUAUAGAGCAACAACACACAGUUCCUGAGUCGUAUACAUA
Molecule: messenger RNA, 1866 nt
Organism: Halichondria panicea
Lineage: Eukaryota; Metazoa; Porifera; Demospongiae; Suberitida; Halichondriidae
Exons: 8
Coding region: 721-1500 (259 amino acids)
Source: RefSeq, a predicted model, not a curated record